Molecule: messenger RNA, 1764 nt
Organism: Hirsutella rhossiliensis
Lineage: Eukaryota; Fungi; Ascomycota; Sordariomycetes; Hypocreales; Ophiocordycipitaceae
Product: transmembrane amino acid transporter protein
Exons: 2
Coding region: 1-1764 (587 amino acids)
Biological process (GO): amino acid transmembrane transport
Molecular function (GO): amino acid transmembrane transporter activity
Source: RefSeq, a predicted model, not a curated record
AUGGCCGACGCCGCCGACCUCUCCAGCAGCCACCAAAGCAAGCGCCAGGCAGCUAUUCUGGACCGAUACCUCCCCGAGGGCUACUCGGCUGAGCCGGAACCACUCGCCUCCGACUCGGCCUCGUCCACUUGUGGCGUCACUCCCAACGAUGAUGCAUCCGCGGCUCCCGAGCCCCUCGAAUCAUCUCUCAAGCUGCAGGGCGGCGACAUCCACCGCGACAUGUUCAAGAUCAAGGCUCGAGCCAAUUCGCUCCGCCGUGCAGCCACCUUCUCCCACCAGCCGUCGCCCCGUCUCCAUCCGGCCGACGAACUGUCGUAUCCAGAACAACGGGAGCCCGGCGGCUUUAGGCGUCAGCAUCUUCUACGUCGGGCUCGGCAGCGGCGCCUGAGCGGGCCUCUGGUCGUGGCCAGGAACUUUGUCGAUUUUCUCGAUCUAUAUGGCAGCUUCGCUGGCGAAGACCUCGAGGAUGCCGACACGUCCGAAGACGAGUCGGCCAUCGAUGACCAGUCAGAAGACGAGGCUGCGGAGCGGCGUCCGCUGCUUGGUCGCCGCAAAAGUUCCAGACGUCUCGCACGAGGGGGCGAUGCCGGCACCGUCAAGACCUUUUUUACCCUGCUCAAGGCCUUCAUUGGAACUGGCAUCAUGUUUCUGCCCAAAGCAUUUCGCAACGGCGGCAUUCUCUUCUCUUCUCUGACCCUGAUUGUGGUUUCGCUUAUCAAUUGUCUAUGCUUUCGCUUACUCCUCGAUUGCCGCCAGAAGUACGGAGGGGGUUACGGAGACCUGGGUGCCGCCAUAGUGGGCCCGCGAUUCCGCAGUAUCAUCCUCGCAUCCAUCGCCCUCUCUCAGCUGGGAUUCGUCUGUGCCGGCCUCAUCUUUACAGCGGAGAAUCUGUUGGCCUUCGUCCAGGCCAUGAGCCACGACGGGCGUGGGUUCGACCUCGGAGUGCCCAGCCUCAUCGCCCUCCAGCUUGUGCCCCUCGUGCCCCUGGCCUUGAUCCGGAACAUCUCCAAGCUGGGCCCCGUGGCUCUGCUUGCAGACAUCUUUAUCCUCGUGGGGCUGGUUUACAUCUGGUACUUCGAUAUUUGGACGCUGGCCCGGAACGGUAUUGAGCCCAGCGUGCGCAUGUUCAACUCCUCGGCCUUUACCCUGACCAUUGGAUCGGCCAUUUUCACGUUCGAGGGCAUAGGCCUCAUUCUGCCCAUCCAGUCGAGCAUGAAGAAGCCGGAGCACUUCAGUGGACUCCUGUACAUUGUCAUGUUCCUCAUCACCGUCAUCUUCACGUCUGUCGGCGCGCUCUGCUAUGCCACCUUUGGGGAGAAGACCAAAAUCCAGGUCAUUUCCAAUUUCCCGCAAGACUCGGCUCUCGUUAAUGCAGUACAGCUGCUCUACUCUCUGGCGGUGCUUGGGGGCGAGCCUGUGCAACUAUUUCCUGCGGUGCGCAUCAUGGAGACGUCAUUGUUUGGGGAGCGCGCCACAGGCAAAAAGAGUACGGCUAUCAAGUGGAAGAAGAACGCCAUUAGGACGGCGGUCAUGGCUCUAUGCAUCGGCAUCAGCAUGGUCGGGGCCACGGACCUAGACAAGUUUGUGUCUUUGAUUGGGAGCUUUGCGUGCGUUCCGCUCGUGUACAUAUACCCGGCGUAUCUGCAUUACAAGGGCGCCGCGGACGCGGGCUGGAUCAAGGCACUGGACCUCGGUCUCAUGGUGCUGGGUAUCAUCGCGAUGGUCUACACCACGGCCGUGACAGUGUUUGACUGGAUAGCCUAG